Knipowitschia caucasica is the source of this 876-nucleotide messenger RNA. NCBI's taxonomy places the organism in Eukaryota, Metazoa, Chordata, Actinopteri, Gobiiformes, Gobiidae. The record is from the annotation of a GenBank genome assembly.
AUGCUUCGACGAGAGGCGAGACUACGGAAAGAAUACCUCUACAGGAAAGCCCAGGAAGACCGGCUCCGGACCAUAGAGGAGAAAAAACUCAAGUUGAAAGGAGCCCUCGAUGAAAACUGCCUUCUUCCCACCGAGGUUCGCAAAGACGCUCUGCAGCUGCAGAAGCUUCUGGAGUUUGACGAUGAAGGAGCAGAAGGUGUUCACUCCCACAUGGACGACGAGUACAAAUGGGCAGGAGUGGAAGAUCCCAAAGUCAUGGUCACUACGUCCAGAGACCCCAGCUCUCGGCUCAAGAUGUUUUCCAAGGAAGUGAAGCUGAUGUUCCCUGGAGCCCAGCGGAUGAACAGAGGGAACCAUGAGAUCGCGUCUCUGGUCAGAGCGUGCAAAGCCAACAACGUCAGUGACUUGGUCAUUAUCCACGAGACUCGAGGACAGCCAGAUGGGCUGGUGAUCUGCCACCUGCCGUUCGGGCCCACGGCGUACUUCACUCUGUACAACGUGGUGAUGAGGCACGACGUUCCCGACAUCGGCACCAUGUCCGAGGCAUUCCCACACCUCAUCUUCCACAACUUCUCAUCCCGCCUCGGCAGACGGGUUUCCAAUAUCCUCAAGUAUCUGUUUCCAGUUCCCAAAGACGACAGCCGCCGAGUCAUCACCUUUUCCAAUCAGGAGGACUACAUCUCUUUCAGGCAUCACACGUACAAGAAAAGCGACCACCGGAACGUAGAGCUGACGGAGGUCGGGCCGAGGUUUGAGAUGAAGCUGUACAUGAUCAAACUGGGGACGCUGGAGAACGAGAGCACGGCGGACGUGGAGUGGCGCCAUCACGCCUACACCCACACGUCAAAGAAACGCCGAUUUCUCAGUGUGGAGUAA